Messenger RNA from Plasmodium inui San Antonio 1, 203 nucleotides. RefSeq lists its product as hypothetical. The record is from RefSeq and is a predicted model, not a curated record. The annotation marks the transcript as partial. NCBI's taxonomy places the organism in Eukaryota, Apicomplexa, Aconoidasida, Haemosporida, Plasmodiidae. The transcript has a single exon.
AUGAGUACAACAUAUGCCAUGGUACUCUUCACAGGAGGAUACUUGGAGUUAUCGAUACUUCCUAUACAAUUGUGCACUCUGAAGGGAGGUAUUAUCCGGACAACAGUAUUGUUAACAUGACGGUAUUACUUGUACAAGCAUACUUCUUAAAGAGUAGUACCAAAGAUAUCGUCGUACUAAGGAAGGCACAUAAUGGCAGAUAG